Messenger RNA from Rhincodon typus (whale shark), 3789 nucleotides. It is a transcript of the gene foxb2, whose product is annotated as forkhead box B2. The record is from RefSeq and is a predicted model, not a curated record. Lineage: Eukaryota; Metazoa; Chordata; Chondrichthyes; Orectolobiformes; Rhincodontidae. Bases 1357 to 2319 code for a protein of 320 amino acids. Gene Ontology annotation, biological process: anatomical structure morphogenesis; regulation of transcription by RNA polymerase II; cell differentiation. The transcript has a single exon. Gene Ontology annotation, molecular function: DNA-binding transcription factor activity, RNA polymerase II-specific; RNA polymerase II cis-regulatory region sequence-specific DNA binding.
GACCUCUUUAUAGCAGAGAUAGCUGCUGCCUGGCCCUCCUUCCUGCGUUAUACUGCCGGAGACUUAUUUGAAUUUCAAACAAACUUCAAAAGUAAAUACUGCAGAUCUCUGAAUUCCCAGCCUGAAUGAAAAUCUGUUUUGUAUUCUCUUUCACGUUUCUAUCUCCCCACAUAUAUAUUUCCUUCUUUCGGUCAGUUUCUCUCAUUCCUGUUCUUUCUGUGUUUAUUGAUUGUGGAAGACCUGAGUACAAUCCUGCUAGUUUUUAAACUGGCUUAUGUGCAGAAAAUCCAAAUAAAAAGUAAAAUGUUGAAGUAGAGCUUUUUUUAAAAAAACAUGUCUAUCAUCAAACAGAACGUCCCGAAGUACAGGCAGCAGAAUUUAUACAUGUUAUCGCAACUAACCUAAACAUAGCGAAAAAUUCUCAUUUUCACAUGGGUCACGGAAUGGACAGAUACUAAUGACACUUAAGGACUUAAUGUCGAUCUUUGAAUCUAAGCUUCAUUUGGGGAGGAACUGGCGAUCCGUGGCACAGCAAAAAUGAGCUGUGGUACGAACUGUGCAGGGUUCAUGAAUGGAAUUUGCAGGCUCCGAUCAAAUUAAGUUGCAAACAGUUCGAACUGCAGCCUGCCCUCGGGGAGCUGAGCAGGUGAAGUGUAGAUACUGAAGAAGCCGGAGACGACCUUUUCUCACUUUUAAGAAGAACUAUGAGCUAAUAUUGGUGUAACCUUUCUUCGGCUGCAACGCGAUAGUUUUUAGAACCGUCAGUUUUAAACCUUAAGUUUAAGCUUGAAUGACUGGAGCAGAUCUCGCUGCUGCCUGCUCGUUCGUUUCUGCACUGCUUCACUACAUUUCAGCAGGACCGCACACUGCGUUCAGAACACAAGCAUAUUCUAUUGGCCGAGCACUCCUCCGAAAUAGGUGUAAGUGAACUAGAAUCGUGUAGUUUUUCCCCCUCUCUCUGCCUCUCCCUCCUCUUGUCCCUGAGCGAUUGUCAUGUGAUAAUGAAGAGCAACAAAGCGCUGAAGGGAACUGCAGGGCUCUCCUGCAUCUGCGAUCACAACAAGCCUCGUUAGCUCACACAACACAAGUGUGCACUGCCCGGCCUCUUUAUCUCGGAGCAAGACAGCAAGGAGCUUUUUUUUGGGGGGGUGGAAAAAAAGCCGCAUCUACAACUCUGGCAUUUACAACAGCACAGUUUAGCAGCACAGGAAUUCGUUCAGCGCCUUGGCAUUCCGAGAUUUUAUGGAAUCUUGGGCAGGCAAUUCAGCUCGAUCGUCGACAGUUAUUGCUUAGCUUUCCGGGCGAGCUGCUUCGGUGAAUUUGGUGCUGUCCUCUCGGUUUUCGCAGCCUAACAAAAUGCCUCGUCCGGGGAAAAAUUCCUACAGUGAUCAAAAGCCUCCUUACUCGUAUAUCUCGCUGACUGCCAUGGCUAUCCAGAGUUCUGCCGAGAAGAUGCUGCCAUUGAGUGAUAUUUACAAAUUUAUCAUGGACAGGUUCCCCUAUUACCGAGAGAACACUCAGCGCUGGCAGAAUUCUCUCCGCCACAAUCUCUCCUUUAACGACUGCUUCAUCAAGAUCCCCCGCAGACCAGACCAGCCCGGCAAAGGCAGUUUCUGGGCUCUUCACCCGGACUGUGGCGAUAUGUUUGAGAAUGGGAGCUUCCUCCGCCGCCGCAAGAGGUUCAAGGUGCACCGGUCUGAACACUUGUCCGCCAAAAACUCACAAAUGAUCCAUUAUUUCCAACAACACCACCACCACCAACAGCAACAACAAGCCAAGUUGGGAUUGGCCACAUCGGAGACGGCCCCAGGUAUGGGACGCAUACCCCAUUUCCAGCCCUAUGGAGUCAACGGGCCCCAGUCAACUGGAUUUAAGCAUCCGUUCGCCAUCGAGAACAUCAUUGGAAGGGACUAUAAGAACAUGAUGGCCAGUGGACUUCCUUUAGCCUCUGUAAUGCAUCACCUUGGUUACUCAGUGCCCAGCCAACUCAGCAACAUGGUAGGAUCCAUGUGGCCUCAUGUUGGUGUCAUAGACUCGAUGGCCCCCAUGCCAGUUUCUCCAGAUUACAACCCAUUUGGUGUGCCCAUGAAGACAAUCUGUCACCCGGGCACGCAGACUAUGCCAGCCGUCCCCGUGCCCAUCAAACCUACAGUGUCACUGGCGUCUAUCUCCACAAUGCCUGUGCCAGGAGCCCUGCCGGGCAGUCCCACUCAGAUCUGUCCGUCUUCAUCUUCAACCUCCCUACAUCUAGAUCAGACUCGGUCAGCCCCCAGUGAGGGCAAAACUAACUCAUUACACUCGGUGCUCGUCCAUUCCUGAGGGUCAUCAGUUUUAACAGGGAAAGAAUUGAUUAAAGAUAAUGUGAAAAGUUAAUUAUGCAGAAAAUGUUUUGGCUCGUUAAAGAUUCAUAAAUUGUUCUCAUUUAAACAUGAUAUCAGGGAAAAGUUUUAAUAGAGCAUUUAUAGGUAAGAGGGUUUACUUCCGGCAGACAAGUCACCAGUGACCUAAAUACUAAUUAAAAUGGAAAGUUGAAUGUUUCUGGAAUAAAAUGCCUGGAUAUGAAAAAAAAUAUAUUUUAUCAUUAUUGCAGAAACAUCAUUUGUGAGUAAUUAAAGGUGCACCUUAUCCUUCUGUGUGUUUGUAGGUUUGUAAUAUUCAGAAUUCAUCAGAUAAUAGCGAUGGUCAGCAGUUUCAGGUGAUUUCCAACCCGAGAUGUUGUUAAGCAGCAGCUGCGCUUAAAAUAAACAAGCGGAUUCCUGAAUAUCGAAUGGGUCCCCCGAGCAGGAACAAAAGAAUGAUUUCUAAACUUGCUCGCGAUUAAAGAGUUGAGGGGGGAUAAAAGCUUCCAGCGGGAAUUUGAUGAGGUUUGAGAUGAGAAGAACUAUUGGAAACUGGAAUAAGUGGCACUAUGUAAGUCGACGAAGUUUCAGAAGGGCCGCACGGAGUGCAGCUUUAAAACUCAGUCUCACAGCUCAGAUAACAUUUUUAGAGCACGACGAUUUCUUUUUUAUGACUUCCACAAGUCGCUCAAGUAAGGGCUGGUGGAUCUAUUUUGCGGUCUAGAAACAUCUGAGUAUAUUCUAAGGAUUCUAAGUAUAUUCUAAAUUUGCUUUAACACAGAUGUUCUCAACGCGUCAUACAGUACAUGAGGACAGUGACCAAGUUCCUAUAAGUUGCUUCAGUUUUAGAUACCUGCAUUCUGACUGAUUUUGAACGUCGUUCAAACAAAAUCCGAAUUACGCCGCAGAAUUUGUUAAAUACUCGAGCUCACUGUUCGACCUAAUUACUAUGUAACAUUUACUUUACACACAUCGAUGGAAAACAAAAAAAAAAUCUUUGACAGAAAAAUCUCAUAAUCGUUAUUUUGAAAGUUAUGUCUGGGCUCAGAUUUUAACAGAAUGCACAUUUGAAUUCCGACAAAAUUAGAAGCGGGUGUCUUUAUCAAAAUCCUGCUUCCUGCGACUUUUAGGCUUACGAUCAUUUGGAGUGCAUAGUGCAGCUGAAAUUGUUCAUAGUUUCCGUGGCAAACGCAAGUUAGCUUACAACACAAGGCGCGGUAAAAGAGCGACAAUAUCUCCUGAGAGUUACACAAGUUUAGUUGGCGAGGGAGAGAGAAAUGCUUUUCACAUUGUCUUUGUAAUGGAUAGAAUUUUCAGGUUUUGUCCUUUAUUUUCUUCUUGCCUUUUAUUUUGGCACGUAGUUUGGUUUCAUUGUGAUGUUAAAUAUGGUGUGAUCAAAACCGAGCAGACAAUGUCAUAGCACUUUACGAGCAACAAACAAAGUGAAUGG